GUACAAAGACGGCAUCGGCACGCCUAUACACAGUCACGACUCGCGUCUGUCGGGCAGCCGUACGCGCUCGUGGUCGGACAUGAAGACGUUCGGCGAGCGCGUGAGGUUCGACCUUCUGUCGACGCCGUCGUCGCUCGUGCUGGAGCGCCUGCGGCCUGAGGACGCGGGGCUCUACAGGUGCCGUGUCGACUUCAAGAGAAGUCCCACGCGCAACGCCCGCGCCAACCUCACCGUCAUCAUCCCGCCAUCGCCCCCCGAGAUCCUCCUGUCCAGCGGCCAGCCCGUCUACGGCGUCGUGGGGCCCUACGACGAGGGCAGCCAACUGAGGCUCAUCUGCGAGGCCACUGACGGCGAGCCUCCGCCAGAGGUGGUGUGGCGGCUGGGCAGCCACGUGGUGGACAGCAGCUGGGAGUGGCCACGGCCAGGUCUGGCCACCAACACCCUGACCAUCCCUGAGCUGCAGCGUGAACACCUGCACGCUUCACUCGUGUGUGAGGCGCACAACACCAACCUCACCAUACCCGUCACCACCAUCGUCACCAUCGAGAUGAACCUCCGCCCGACCUGCGCUGGAGACCAGACGCGCGUGUACGGCGCGGCUCGUGAGGAGACCAUCACGGUGUCGUGUCGUCUGGAGGCUUCGCCGCCCGUUGUGGCCUUCAGCUGGCGAUUCAAUAGCAGCGGCGACGUCGUCGAUCUCAAAGACGAAUAUGUCGCGUCUGAUGGUCUCAGUUCUCUGCUGCAGUACACAGUCAAGUCGGAACUAGAUUACGGGACCCUUUUGUGCUGGGGCAGUAACGUCCUAGGAAUGCAACAGGAGCCUUGUGUCUUUAGAGUUGUGCCAGCUGAACCUCCGGAUGCUCCCGAGAACUGUACCUUCAGAAACCAACCCAAUGAAACGUUAUCUGUCAUUUGCGAGGCUGGAUAUGAUGGGGGUCUGAAGCAAGAGUUUGUGGCUGAGGUCAUCGACAUGCGAACUCGAAGGUUAUUGCUGAACAUCACAGAGACGACCACUCCUUACUUCCAGCUCGUAGGUCUCGCCGGUGAAACCAGCUUUGUGGUCAGAAUAUACGCCAAGAACUCCAAAGGCCGCUCAGCAAAGAAGAUCAUGCGAGGCUACACUGACAGAGAUUCCACAGAGCGACACAUAGCCCCCGUGAUGGGCCAGCCCUCGGCAAAUAACUUCUCUGACGUGCCUAUCGCCCAAAUUUUGGGAUGCGUCGUCGGUAUCCUCGGGAGUCUUGUCUUGAUAGCAUUGGUCGCCGUGCUCGUCGUGCGCCUCAAGAAAGAUAAGAAACAGCCGUCCAAAAGUAAAGUUACCGCCGCUGAAACUAAAGAAGAGGAUCCUGAUCUGAUCCCCAAUAGAGGUGCGGCGGACGACGACACGCGUCUUACAGCAACGCCCAUCGAAGGAGGAUUUGGCGACGUUCACAGCCUCAGGUCGUCUGAGAAACAUUACUCGCAG
Molecule: messenger RNA, 1465 nt
Organism: Hyalella azteca
Lineage: Eukaryota; Metazoa; Arthropoda; Malacostraca; Amphipoda; Hyalellidae
Product: V-set and immunoglobulin domain-containing protein 10
Exons: 6
Molecular function (GO): protein binding
Source: RefSeq, a predicted model, not a curated record